AUUGACUAUAGCUUCUUGUUUACAAAUUGUUAUCUUCUGUAUUUGAAGCUUUAAUUCUGUACAUUAUGUGGAUUUUAAUCAGAAAAAUAUUUUUCGAUUUCUGACUAUUUUCCGAAAAAUAAACUAACUCAUUCAAAUUAGUCUGUUAAAUUGAAACAUAUGUGAUAUAGUUCCUACAUCAGUAUUCAACUUGUCCCUUUAAUUUUGCUGUUUGAACUUGAAUGUGGAUAAAAAAGUUGCUUUAUGAAAUCAUUUCGCUACCGUAAACUAAUUAUAAAAUAUGUCAACCAAUACCUCAUCAAACUGUGCACACUGUGAAAAACUUGAAAGUAUUGUUAACAAACAGAAAGAUAAAUUGGCUACUGUUGAAUUGAGACUAAGAGACUGUGUUCGAGCUUAUAAAACUGUACUCAGCGAGAAGAAUGUUAUUCUUCAAAAUUUGGAGGCCUCAAAAGAAUUGUUUGCUAAACGAGGAGAAGAAGAGGAGAAACGUUUAGCUACUUUGGAAGAUAGUCUCAAUGAAUUGAGCUCGAUUUGUGGAAAAUAUGAAUCUGAAAAUAUCAAGAACCAGGCGUUAAUUGAAAAGCUUAAGCAAAAAUGUGAUGAAUUGACUCGACAAUUGUCUGCUCAAGAAGCGAUUGGGAAAUCUGAAACAUGCGAUGAUGAGGUUAAAAUAAACGAGCUUGAUCGUAGAAUUGUUGGUGAUGUUAAUGAAGUUCGUAAACUGAAUAACAAAUGGACUCAAACAAUUGCUGAACAGCCAGAAACAAGGGAAGAACCAGAAAUUGUUCAAUCAACUUCACGUGAUCAAGAAACACAAACAAACCUGGAAUUAAUGAAUUCUAAUCAUGGGAAACAAAGGAAAACUGAAUGUGCUAUUGUCUUACCAACUCACAGGGAAGUAGAAAUUGAAAAAUCAAAUGAUAGUCGACGUGGUUCUCAUGGUUCCCGAGCAAGCGUUUCUGAAACCGUUUUCACAGACAAUGAUUUCAAUCUAGGUGAUAGUGAUAGUCGUUUUGAAGUCUCUAGUGUUAGACCUUCGCUAAAUUCCGUAAGCAUGGUUAACCAGGAAAUGCCAAGUAAUUCUGUCUCAUUAUUCUAUGUUAAUGAGUUGGCUCGUAAAGAAAUUGAACUUGUUGAAACUCGUCUUGCAGCUCGAGAAAAUGAAUGUGCUCUUCGAGAGCUUCGGUGGAAGUACAAUGUUGAUACAUUCAAGCUUCAGAGUAAAGUUACUCGCUUGGAACAGCAGCUUCAACAAGUACAAAGUGACGAUACAACCAAACCUAAUCUAACCUACGUAAGAAAUGUUUUAGUCCGAUUCCUUAAAACAAAAGACAAAAAACAACGAACCUGUAUGAUGAAUGCAUUGCUCACUGCCUUAGGAGUAGACCAGAAAGAGAUAAAGUUGUAAUUCCAAUCGUAUUGUAUAAUAAGAUAAUCUACUUCUGGUCUGUUGAUUUAAUUCAUUCUCGAGCUGCUCAUGAAUGAUUGAUGGAAAUUCAAUCAAUUUUAUCACCAUAGCUUCAUUUGCUCUCUGUUAUCCCAUGAAAUGAAAAGUUAUAAAAAAAAUGUUUAAAAUCUGUUGAA
This is a messenger RNA of Tetranychus urticae (two-spotted spider mite), 1587 nucleotides long. RefSeq names its product GRIP and coiled-coil domain containing 88 kDa (gene GCC88). NCBI's taxonomy places the organism in Eukaryota, Metazoa, Arthropoda, Arachnida, Trombidiformes, Tetranychidae. The record is from RefSeq and is a predicted model, not a curated record.